GCCUUAACCUACAUAUUACCCAAGCCUACUCACAGAGAAAUCACUGAUUCAGUUUGCCGGUAUUGGACGCUUGAGCCCUGGCAGCUGAGCUACGCGCCCUAAUCCUACAAGAACAAGAACAAGUUUGCCGAUCAAGGCUGUAAUUGCUAAAAAAAAAAAAAUGGGUGUGGAAGAUGAGGGGCAUUCUGGUGCUAACAGAGCCACCAGAUCAGCAGUUCGCUCCACACCAGAACAUGCUCCUUCCAAGCCCCGUGGUAAAGCUAGGAGGAGGAACCGCAAAAACAGGGUGAUCGAGAGUGACGAUGAGGAGAUGCCGGCGGCGCCCGCCGAGCCGGCCGACCCGCAGGAGCCUGCCCAGGAGGCGCUCCCGGCGGCGCCGGCCGCGCCUGCGCCACGCACGCCAUCGCCGCCGCCGCCGCCGGCUACAACACUGGACAUGGAGGCCGACAUCUCGAUGCUGGAGCCGGCCACGUUCACCACUAUUGACCGCGGUCCGCCCGAGCCCAUGUUACGGCUCAGCUGGAACCACAAGGUGAACCUGAUGGCAGAGAAGGUGCUGAACCCGCUCAUCUACAUGUGCGAAAAGUGCGACUGUCCCGUCCUGCUGUACGGCCGUAUGAUUCCGUGCAAGCACGUAUUGUGCUACGACUGUGCUAAGCCCCAGGAGAAGUGCUGGCGCUGCGGCGACCGUGCCGUGCGCGUCGAGCGCGCCGGUCUUGGCACGCUUUACAUGUGUCUGCACGACGGAAAACGCUACGACAACAACGGCUGCCGGCGCACCUACCUCAGCCAACGGGACCUGCAGGCGCACAUCAACCACCGGCACCGGCGGGCACCUCCCGCCCCGCGCACGCCUCCUCCGCCGCCUCCGCCGGCGCCGCCCGAGCCGCGACGACUGCCCGAGGAGAAACCAGCGCCGGAGCGGCGCGACCCGCGGGGCGGCGACGUCCGCGGCCACUCGUUCCCGUCCCCCUCGGCCGGCAGUCACAGCCCGCACGGCGGACACGCGCCGCGCGCCGCCGCCGCCGCCUACAAGUCCAGCCCGCACGCCGGCGCCCACCGGUCCAGUCCGCACGGCAGCGGGUCCAGGGGAUCGAGUCCGCACGGCGCCGGAUCGGUGGGAUCCAGUCCGCUCGGAUCUGGAUCGCAUGGAUCUGGCGGUCACCGUGGUCAUCAUGGCGGUGGACAUGGAUCACAUGGGUCACAUGGAUCGCACGGAUCGCACGGAUCUGGACAGGGAUCUCGCGGCUCGGGACACGGAUCUGGUGGUGGAUCCAGCCACGGAUCCGGCCACCACGGGUUUCCGCCGGCCAAGCAGGCGCCUCCGCCGCCGAAGCAGCAGCCGAUUCAGGUGAUCAGCUCUCAGCGCAGUGGCAACCUCAUCACGAUCCCGAUCCAGGGUCAGGAGCCGCCGCCGGAGCCGCCGCCGCCUUCCCACCCGCCGCCGGCGCAGCCGCAGUACACCGGGUACCAGCCGACGGCGGCCUACUCGACGCCCGGCUACGGCCAGCCGGAGCCGGCGCCCUACUACCAGAGCACGCCGCCGCCGCAGCCGGCCGGCUACAGCCGCGCGUUCCCGCCGCCGCAGGUGCCGCCGCCGGUGGUGCGGCCGGCGCCGCGCCAGUACCAGGCGCCGCCGCCGCAGCCGAGCCCGCCGGCCUGGCCCAGCCAGCCGCCGCCGCUGGGCAGGUACUACCGGUGAGCGCACCGCGAUAAUAUGGGGCGGGGUGGUGACGGGAGGGAGGGAGGGAGGCUACUCUCCACCAACAGCUGACGGUGGUCGGAUUUAGAUGGGAAGUUGAAGAGAGCGUUGUAAGUGAAAAUAACACUACGUGGCAUAAAUAUGAAGGACCUACAAUGAUAAUACAAAUAAUGAGAAGCCAUUUCGGUAGUGCUUGUUGCACAGUGAACGUUCAUUCAGAAAGGUCUGGUGACAGCCAGUAUAUUUUGUAAACGUUUUGUGUUAAGAAAAAAUGAUGACCAAGUCAGGGUUGGCAGAGGGUGGCAAAAACUGGUUUUUGCCAGUGGUUUUAACCGGUUUAAACCGGCUGGCAGAAACCAUGGUGGCAAAAACUGGCAGAAACUGGCAAAAACUCAAGUGGCCAAAACUGCGUUGCUUGCCUAAAAAGCAAUCGGUUGAAAUAUACAAAGUCAUGUCUGUCAUUGGGACCCAGUAAGCAUUGUCUCGCUAGUUUACCGCUGCUUAAAAUGUCUGUCGGUAGUCAAUAGAUGUCCACCAGGAAGUGCACUUUCAUGCAUCGCUGUUGGUGUGCUUCUGCACAUGAGCAUAUGCAGGAGUCGUUUCCGACCAGACCUCGAGAAUGGCUGGGUCGAUUGCGCUCAAAUUGGGACACCGUUAGGGACUGAUUAGUAGGGUGUCGUGCAUAGUCGGUCGGGGUCCAUUUUGCACAUGCGCACGUGCGGGGUGACGCUUCCAGAUUGGGAGAACGGCUACGUCGACUAAGCACAAAUUUGGCACUGACACUGUUAGGAACCGGUUCGUAGGGCUCGGUGCACAAGUCAGUGGCAGAUGCCCUUUCCCACUUCUUCAAUACUCGCCGCCCACCGGCGCACUUUCUCACUUUUCUCACCAAAAAGGCGCCUUAUCGGUUAAUUAUAGAGGACUCACGAAACUAUUUAACACUAAAAUGGUCAAGAUACCACUUCUGUUUGAAAGCAUAUUGUAUUGACUGAAUCCUACUUAAAACGUGUCCUGCUCAAACGCAUGUAGAGGCAUAGCGUUUUGACUGUUUUAGUUUUUGCCAGUUUUUGCCACUUUAUGCCGGUUAAAACCGGUUUAAACCGGCAAAUGGCAAAAACUAGUUUUUGCCGGCAAAAAUGCCAACCCUGGACCAAGUUAAUCUUUGGCUGGACGGCCAAGCCUUUGUGGUAGCCUUUACCGUCUGCGUUUGGGUCGCAGUCAGUACACGCCUUACGCUGGACUGCAAGGCGGACCGCAUUUGGUGACUUGUUAAAUGCUGUGGCGUGUCUUCCUGACUUGAUAGAUCUGUGCCUGUUGAUGGCUCCAUCCGUGGAGCUGCAAGAACGUUGGCUUUGGGUGGUGGACUGAUCGAAAUGAUGUGAUGCUAGCCGUGCCUUGGAAGCGAGUCGUGACAGACAUAGCGGUCUGAUCCGUUACCAUUGUCGGUGGCUUCGGCCUUGGGCCUUUCCAGUAUGCAUAAAUGCAGUGCAUUGCAUUCGCUUUUUGAGCCUUUGGCGUUUUGCCCGAUACGUUUCCGCCAUCUAACUGAUGGAAUUGCUGCGAUGAAACAGAAAUACAUUUUUUAGCUGCCCACA
Amphibalanus amphitrite is the source of this 3297-nucleotide messenger RNA. Its product is annotated as E3 ubiquitin-protein ligase Hakai-like. Gene Ontology annotation, molecular function: ubiquitin protein ligase activity. Gene Ontology annotation, biological process: regulation of cell adhesion; protein ubiquitination. Lineage: Eukaryota; Metazoa; Arthropoda; Thecostraca; Balanomorpha; Balanidae. Bases 161 to 1702 code for a protein of 513 amino acids. The record is from RefSeq and is a predicted model, not a curated record. The transcript is spliced from 6 exons.